Molecule: messenger RNA, 1151 nt
Organism: Malus domestica (apple)
Lineage: Eukaryota; Viridiplantae; Streptophyta; Magnoliopsida; Rosales; Rosaceae
Product: GEM-like protein 2
Source: RefSeq, a predicted model, not a curated record
UUAGUUUUAUCCAUGCUUACAGAAGAUACUUGGUUUUUUACGUGUAAAGAGCUUAUCAAUUAUAGUUUGUUGGGUUGGCAUAAUCCUUUUUUUUACGUUAUUUCAUUAAGUCUGAGAAUGUGAUUAGGAGAUAAGUUGGAACUAUUGCUUUUAUUUUUAAUGUUUUAUUUUUAUUUUUAUUACUUUGUGCUGCAAGUUCGAUGGCUAAUAUGUAUGGUUGAGGCAUUGAGCUAGUGCGGUAAAAGGGUUGAAGUUGCCACCAUAAGAGUAGAGGCCAUGGUGGACAAUGUCUGGGACCACUCGAGAAUGUGUCCAAGUUUCACAGAAGCAGUGAAAGCAAGGCUAAAUACCGGCACAAAGGUGCUUACUGCCGGAGGACAAGAAAAAGCAUUCCAGCAGACAUUUGAAAGAAUUACAGGAGAGAAGCUCUUACAUUCAUAUGUUUGCUAUCUAUCAACUUCUCAAGGACCUGUGAUUGGGAUGCUGUACAUCUCUAAUGUACGAAUAGCCUUCUGCAGUGAUUUUUCACACUAUUUGUCCCCAGGACAUCCAACUUCCAUGCAUUACAAGGUGGUGGUGCAGCUUGAUCAGUUAAGAACAGUAAAUCCUUCAGCAAACAUAUGGAACCCUUCAGAAAAGUAUAUACACUUUGUCACAAGAGAUGGUCAUGAAUUCUGGUUCAUGUGGUUCAUAUCCUAUGACAAGGCCCUCGGUAAUCUUAGCCGAGCUAUACAGCUAUCUUAGAAUAAAUGAAGGAAACGACUAAAUAACUCGAGUUAAUUCAGAUAUGUUACGAUCUUACUCGACGUCUUCUUCUUGCACAGAAAGAAGUAACAGGAAAAGGUAACAAACAAUAUUCUAUUCACACCUUCCUCCGCUUACAAUCUCACUAUUUAUACAUGUUGUACUAAUUUCUAACUAACCAACCCUCCUUUCACCCAAUUCCCAACUAAUUCCCAUUAAUUCUCAACUAAUCUUGCUACCUGUCAGAGACUCCUAACAAUACCCCCCCCCCCCUUGAAACCAAGCUUUCAUUUCACACUCCAAAAGAAAAAAUUUAGUAAGGAAUUCAAAGAUGAACUAUUUUUGGAAACUUUAGUUUCAACUCAUGAUAAUUCUCCCAAGUUGCAUCAUCCUUUGAGUGGUUUUGC